AUGGUAGUGAAAGUCAUGCCGGAGGAGAAUAUGGUCGUGAAAGUCAUGCCGGAAGAGAAUAUGGUCGUUGAAGUGGUGUCGAGGCAGAAUAUGGUCGUGAAAGUAGUGCCGGAGAAGAACAUGGUAGUGAAGGUCAUGCCGGAAGAGAAUAUGGUCGUGAAAGUGGUGUCGAGGCAGAAUAUGGUCGUGAAAGUAGUGCCGGAGAAGAACAUGGUAGUGAAAGUCAUGCCGGAAGAGAAUAUGGUCGUGAAAGUCGUGUCGAGGCAGAAUAUGGCAAAUGAAAGUCGCACCGGAGGAGAAUAUGGUAGUGAAAGUCAUGCCGGAAGAGAAUAUGGUCGUGAAAGUGGUGUCGAGGCAGAAUAUGGUCGUGAAAGUAGUGCCGGAGAAGAACAUGGUAGUGAAAGUCGUGCCGAAAGAGAAUAUGGUCGUGAAAGUGGUGUCGAGGCAGAAUAUGGUCGUGAAAGUCAUGCCGGAAGAGAAUAUGGUCGUGAAAGUCAUGCCGGAAGAGAAUAUGGUCGUGAAAGUGGUGCCGGAGAAGAACAUGGUAGUGAAAGUCAUGCCGGAAGAGAAUAUGGUCGUGAAAGUCGUGUCGAGGCAGAAUAUGGCAAUGAAAGUCGCACCGGAGGAGAUAUGUGCCGGAGAGAACAUGGUAGUGAAGGUCAUGCCGGAAGAGAAUAUGGUCGUGAAAGUGGUGUCGAGGCAGAAUAUGGCAAUGAAAGUCGCACCGGAGGAGAACAUGGUAGUGAAAGUCAUGCUGAAAGAGAAUAUGGUCGUGAAAGUCGUGCCGGAGAAGAACAUGGUAGUGAAAGUCGUGCCGAAAGAGAAUAUGGUCGUGAAAGUCGUGCCGGAGAAGAACAUGGUAGUGAAAGUCAUGCCGGAAGAGAAUAUGGUCGUGAAAGUGGUGUCGAGGCAGAAUAUGGUCGUGAAAGUAGUGCCGGAGAAGAACAUGGUAGUGAAGGUCAUGCCGGAAGAGAAUAUGGUCGUGAAAGUGGUGUCGAGGCAGAAUAUGGUCGUGAAAAAUAUGGUCGUGAAAGUAGUGCCGGAGAAGAACAUGGUAGUGAAAGUCAUGCCGAAAGAGAAUAUGGUCGUGAAAGUGGUGUCGAGGCAGAAUAUGGUCGUGAAAGUAGUGCCGGAGAAGAACAUGGUAGUGAAAGUCGUGCCGAAAGAGAAUAUGGUCGUGAAAGUCGUGCCGGAGAAGAACAUGGUUGUGAAAGUCAUGCCGGAAGAGAAUAUGGUCGUGAAAGUCAUGCCGGAAGAGAAUAUGGUCGUGAAAGUGGUGUCGAGGCAGAAUAUGGUCGUGAAAGUAGUGCCGGAGAAGAACAUGGUAGUGAAAGUCAUGCCGAAAGAGAAUAUGGUCGUGAAAGUGGUGUCGAGGCAGAAUAUGGUCGUGAAAGUAGUGCCGGAGAAGAACAUGAUAGUGAAAGUCAUGCCGGAAGAGAAUAUGGUCGUGAAAGUCGUGUCGAGGCAGAAUAUGGCAAUGAAAGUCGCACCGGAGGAGAAUAUGGUAGUGAAAGUCAUGCCGAAAGAGAAUAUGGUCGUGAAAGUGGUGUCGAGGCAGAAUAUGGUCGUGAAAGUAGUGCCGGAGAAGAACAUGAUAGUGAAAGUCAUUGCCGAAAGAGAAUAAUGGUCGUGAAAGUCGUGCCGCCGCAGAAGAUGGUAGUCGAAAGUCAUCGCCGGAAGAGAAUAUGGUCGUGA
Brugia malayi is the source of this 1695-nucleotide messenger RNA. RefSeq lists its product as uncharacterized. The transcript is spliced from 3 exons. Lineage: Eukaryota; Metazoa; Nematoda; Chromadorea; Rhabditida; Onchocercidae. The record is from RefSeq and is a predicted model, not a curated record. The coding region runs from base 1 to 1695 and encodes 564 amino acids.